Molecule: messenger RNA, 2094 nt
Organism: Parastagonospora nodorum SN15
Lineage: Eukaryota; Fungi; Ascomycota; Dothideomycetes; Pleosporales; Phaeosphaeriaceae
Exons: 2
Coding region: 1-2094 (697 amino acids)
Biological process (GO): transmembrane transport
Cellular component (GO): membrane
Molecular function (GO): secondary active sulfate transmembrane transporter activity
Source: RefSeq, a predicted model, not a curated record
AUGGCUUAUGCUCUCCUGGCCAAACUGCCCGCGGAAUAUGGUCUAUACACCAGCUUCGUCGGUUUCAUCUUGUACUGGGCUUUCGCAACCUCCAAGGACAUCACAAUUGGAACCGUGGCUGUCAUGUCCACCAUUGUCGGCAACAUCGUCAUCAAAGUGCAAAAGACACAUCCUAAACUUGAGGCUCCGGACAUUGCCCGCGCCUUAUCCGUCAUCGCUGGUGCAGUCCUCUUAUUCAUUGGCCUGACUCGCCUCGGUCGCAUCGUUGAACUCAUCCCGCUGGUCGCUAUUACGUCUUUCAUGACAGGUGCUGCAAUCAGCAUCGGUGCUGGUCAGGUUCCUGCGCUGAUGGGUAUUUCUGGUGUGAACAAUCGCGGACCAACAUACCUCGUAAUCAUCGACACGCUCAAGGGCCUUCCACGAACUAAGCUGGAUGCCGCCAUGGGACUUUCGGCGUUGUUUCUGCUCUAUGCCAUUCGCAUUUUCUGCUCGUGGAUGACAAAGAAGCAACCAUCCAAGAAGAAGCUUUGGUUUUUCCUCAGCACCUUGCGCAUGGCCUUCGUGAUCCUUCUCUACAUAUUGAUCAGCUGGCUCGUAAACCGAAACAUAAAGGUCCUCCAUGCUGCGAAACCCAACAUGAACAAGGCCAAGUUCAAGAUUCUUGGAAAGGUUCCUCGCGGCUUCCAACACGCUGGAGCGCCCAAAAUGAACACCGAGCUGCUCUCCGCGAUCGCGCCCGACAUUCCCGUAACGAUCAUCGUACUGAUUCUGGAACACAUCGCCAUUUCCAAGUCCUUUGGCCGCAUCAACAACUACGUGAUCAACCCGUCUCAAGAACUGGUGGCUGUCGGCUUUACCAACCUCAUUGGGCCCUUCUUGGGAGCUUACCCCGCCACUGGCUCGUUUUCGAGAACUGCAAUCAAGUCCAAGGCUGGUGUCCGUACGCCACUUGCUGGUAUUUUCACCGCCGUCAUUGUUCUCUUGGCGCUCUAUGCUCUCACGGCAGUGUUCUUCUAUAUUCCCAUGGCUACGCUCGCAGCAAUCAUCAUCCACGCAGUCGGAGAUCUCAUCACCCCACCCAACGUUGUCUUCCAGUUUUGGGAGACUAGCCCGUUGGAGGUCGUCAUUUUCUUCCUGGGUGUCUUCGUCACAGUGUUCACAAACAUCGAGAAUGGAAUCUAUUGCACCAUCGCGGCGUCAUUCGCAUUGCUGUUGUGGCGACAACUCUUCACGCACGGUGCGCUCCUCGGCAAAGUCAACAUCUACCGCGCCACUCCUGAUACCGUUGCUCGCAAGGAUGGCGCAUACGGUCCAGGCGCCGAAAAUGCCAGCCGCGAGGCAUUCAUCCCCAUUGGCCACAAGGACGGUUCCAACCCUCAAAUCGACAUCGAGUCGCCAUUCCCGGGAGUUUUGAUCUAUCGAUUUACUGAAGGAUUCACAUACUUGAACCAGCAAGGCUACAUGGACGAGCUUGUUCACUUCGCACAGAGUAUUGCCCGGCCCACCACGCUCGAUCGCUACGCCAAGCUAGGUGAUCGUCCAUGGAACGACCCUGGUCCAAGGCGCGGAAAGCAGCUCAAUGUAGACGACAACCGUCCCAUUCUCCGUGCCAUCAUUCUCGACUUCAGUGCCGUGAACAACGUCGACGUCACAUCAAUACAAGGUCUCAUCGACGUUCGCGCACAGCUUGACCGCUACGCCACGCCAGAGAGUGUAGAGUGGCAUUUUGCAUCUAUCAACAGCCGCUGGACCAAGCGUGCCUUGACGACCGCUGGCUUUGGAUACAUCGAUCGCGAGCGUUUCGCAUCCCGGCAGCAUUGGAACCCCGUGUACAGCUACGCACCGCUCGACACACCCGAGCCAAGGAUCGGAGACGCCGAGGCACAGGAUGAAAUUCACUCUUCCGGACACAAGGGCUUCCCCUCCGGUAAGGUGACCACAGUCCAUGGCCAGAACAGACCAUUCUUCCAUAUUGAUGUUGCCGCGGCAGUGGAGAGUGCGAUUGCGGGGAUUCAAGCGAAAGUUGCGCAUGAGAGUACGGGGAGUUCCCGAGAGCACGUAGGAAUGACCGAGGUGCAGGGCAAGCAUGACUAG